AUGUCAAAAAAUAAGAAAGAUUUUGCACCAUUUGUAGAAGACAAUAUUCAAUUUGAACAUUACCUGUAUACACUGAAGAAACCAGGCACAUAUGCGGGAAAUGAUGCCAUAGCUGCCUUUGCCCGCCUUCAUCAGGUGCACAUUGUUAUUCACCAACUAAAUUCACCAUUCCUGCUGAUCCAAGGCACAAAAGAUCCUACUACAGCUCAACUGCACAUUGCCUACCAUAAUGGGGACCAUUAUUCCAGCCUUCGUUGGCUUCAUGACAACACAGAAUCACCUGCGGACAUUAGACUCAAGAUUUUUAGCGAUGAUAAGAACAAACACAGCAAGACCAAAAUCUCCUCCAAAGCUAAUUAUCGGGAUGAGAAAUCUGGAAUAGCUCGUGCAGUAAGGGAUGUCAAAUCAAUUGAACAAGAGGUGAUAGGAGCAACUGGUUGUCAGGACCGGGAAAUAAUCCAGAAAUGUUUGAUAGAGAAUGAGUAUGAUGUUGAUGCCACCAUUGCUGACCUUCUACAGUUACUGAAAAUUUCUCGACACGAAGAAAAGUCAAAUUCUGGAAAGAAGUCUUCCCAAGGAAAAUCUUCAGAAUCUGGCCUGUGGACCGAAAAAGCGGAAGCAACAGUGGUGCAAGACCCAAACUUUUUAUUCCACGGGAUUCGAACCUGCAUCCUAUACGGAACCGGUGGCAUUAGUGAAAUCUAUCUAUCUAUCUAUCAAUCAAAAGGUGGAGGGGUAGAUGAAAGCAAAUAA
Messenger RNA from Acanthosepion pharaonis, 753 nucleotides. Lineage: Eukaryota; Metazoa; Mollusca; Cephalopoda; Sepiida; Sepiidae. The record is from the annotation of a GenBank genome assembly.